AUGUGUACACAUUCAGUAAGUGGAUCAAGUCUUUUAUCAGGUUAUGAUGAAGAUGAUGCACAUGAAACAAAUGGACGAUCAAGACGUGAAUUUGAACAAAUUGAUGCUGUUCUUUAUAAUGAAGAUAUACCUAAACGUUCAUCGAUGAAAAAAAUUUGUGAAGAAUGGUCAAGUAAACCACAUUUUCGAAUUCGUGGUCGUUUAUGUUCUAUUGAUCUACAACAAGAUAUUAAUCAAAUAGAAACAAAAUCAAAUAUAUUAUCAUCAAAUGAUCAUUUUAAAAUAUCUUGUUUAGAUACCAAUGAAUUAAAUGUAAGUUUACGAGAAGAUAAAACAAAAAAAAGAAUUUAUAUAUUUGAAGUAACUAUGGAAAUAAUUCUCAGAUUAUUUAUUCUUUGUUUUCUAACGACUAUUAUACUUUUAAUUAAAACUCAAACACUUGUAAAUAGAAUUCAAAAUUGA
This is a messenger RNA of Rotaria sordida, 462 nucleotides long. NCBI's taxonomy places the organism in Eukaryota, Metazoa, Rotifera, Eurotatoria, Philodinida, Philodinidae. The record is from the annotation of a GenBank genome assembly.